Molecule: messenger RNA, 1041 nt
Organism: Neurospora tetraspora
Lineage: Eukaryota; Fungi; Ascomycota; Sordariomycetes; Sordariales; Sordariaceae
Product: putative ras-related GTP-binding protein
Exons: 4
Coding region: 432-998 (188 amino acids)
Biological process (GO): small GTPase-mediated signal transduction
Cellular component (GO): plasma membrane
Molecular function (GO): GTP binding; GDP binding; GTPase activity
Source: RefSeq, a predicted model, not a curated record
CCGAUUUCCAUACCAGUUUCAAGCGGGAACAGUACGUACCUGCCUCGUCAAACUACUACCGUAAACUGCCUAGACUCUGGGACCAAACUUGUAGGUGGCAGGGCAAGGCAGGGCGCUCUUUCCUUGUCUGGUUCACAAGCUCUCAAUUGUUACGAGCCGGUACACUCCGCUGUCGCCCGCCUGCCAGGCCAUUCAAAACAACAAAUUGUUUUUCUGAACUUGGACCACAUCCCACAUUCAACCUUCAACCUUCACAACUUCCACCAACCCUCACUCACCUUUUUCACAUCACCACCCCAUCUCACCCACAGAUCCUCUCCCAGCUUCAACAACCACGCGUAACGACUCUUGAACCAGUCGUAUACGUAUAAAUAUUCACAGUUCGAAAUCCCCAGCUCCUCCCAUCUCACGUCAGUUGACGUUCAUUCGCAAUGCCGUCCCCCGCCACAAAGCAGCGGAAGAUCGCCAUCGUAGGUAGUCGCUCCGUUGGCAAAUCUUCACUCGCUGUUCGCUUUGUGGAUGGGCACUUUGUCGAAUCCUACUACCCCACCAUCGAGAACACCUUCUCUAAGGAAAUCAGGUGGAAGAAUCAGGAUUACUCGACCGAGAUUGUCGACACAGCGGGCCAGGAUGAAUAUUCGAUUUUGAAUAGCAAACAUUUCAUCGGCAUCCACGGCUACAUGCUGGUCUACUCCGUUUCUUCCCUGGCAUCUUUCGAGAUGGUCCAGGUGAUCAGGGACAAGAUUCUCAACCACCUGGGAACUGAUAACGUACCCAUUUGCAUUGUCGGUAAUAAGAGUGAUCUGCGUCCAGAACAACGCCAGGUCACUCCUGAGGACGGCAAGGCCCUCGCCGAGAAAUACAAAUGCGCCUGGACUGAGGCUAGUGCUCGCUAUAACGAGAACGUCGCCAGAGCAUUUGAGCUUCUCAUCGGCGAGGUCGAGAAAUCAAAUAACCCUACGGCGACCAACGAGAACGGAAAGUGUGUGGUUAUGUAAGACAAGUCCAUCGGGCUUUGUCUUUGCGGUCACUAGAGGGAUG